This is a messenger RNA of Neltuma alba, 1438 nucleotides long. RefSeq names its product imidazoleglycerol-phosphate dehydratase, chloroplastic-like. The transcript is spliced from 8 exons. The record is from RefSeq and is a predicted model, not a curated record. Bases 159 to 998 code for a protein of 279 amino acids. Gene Ontology annotation, molecular function: imidazoleglycerol-phosphate dehydratase activity. NCBI's taxonomy places the organism in Eukaryota, Viridiplantae, Streptophyta, Magnoliopsida, Fabales, Fabaceae. Gene Ontology annotation, biological process: L-histidine biosynthetic process.
UUGCUAAUGCCCAAUGGUCUGCAUUUUCUCGUUCCUGCACGCGACCAGACAGGGCAGGGACCUGCCUAUAUAUAUAUUAUGUGGAUUUAAAAUAUUGUAAGUGACCGCGGACGAGUGUGGUUUUUUUCCUGGGUUUGCUUCCUGAUUCUCCCACUGGGAUGGAGCUAUUCGGCUCUGCUACUCCUUGUCUUUCGAAGUGCCCUUCAUUCCUGCUUCCUCAAUCUAGGGUUCUGGUUUUCGCCAGAACUCUUUUUCCCACCUCAACAUCUUUCCAUCGCUCCAUCUCUGCGGUAAAUCAUUGUAAUCUCAUUCGAAUGGACCCUCUCAGAACUAUCUCUUCUGCUGGCUGGGUGGAACACAACGGUUCAUCCACUACGACGUCUUCAGUUGAUUCAGGAACUACUAGAAUCGGAGAGGUGAAGAGAGUCACAAAAGAAACUAAUGUGUCGGUCAAAAUAAACCUGGAUGGUUCUGGAGUUGCUGAUAGCACCACUGGAAUUCCGUUCCUUGAUCAUAUGCUCGAUCAACUUGCUUCGCAUGGGCUGUUCGACGUGCAUGUGAGGGCAACUGGUGACAUUCACAUUGAUGAUCAUCACACGAAUGAAGAUAUUGCUCUUGCUAUUGGAACGGCCAUACUGCAAGCUCUUGGUGAUAGGAAAGGUAUAUAUCGGUUUGGUGACUUUUCUGCCCCACUUGACGAAGCAUUAAUACAUGUUUCCUUGGAUUUAUCUGGUCGACCCCAUCUAAGUUAUAAUUUGGAUAUACCCACAGAGAGAGUUGGAACCUAUGACACUCAGUUGGUGGAACAUUUUUUCCAGUCUCUAGUGAAUACUUCCGGUAUGACGCUCCACAUUCGGCAGCUUGCUGGGGAAAACUCUCAUCAUAUUAUUGAGGCAACUUUCAAAGCUUUUGCUAGAGCUCUCAAACAAGCAACAGAGUAUGAUCCACGUCGUCAUGGGACUGUGCCAAGUUCAAAGGGAGUUCUGUCUCGAAGUUGAUUGCUGAUAUCUUGGAUGAUUAUGCAAAAUUGGAUUGAGCUUCCAAUAUUAUUGUUUCCCCCGUCUAUGCUUAGAUGCAUUGUGAUAAUAGAAUUAUUAUAGCGGAGUGAUGUUUAGUUGUCAUAAUAAUGCUUUUCGAUCAGUCGGACCUAUCAUUACAAUAAUCAAAGCAUUCAGUUUCCAUUACAAGUCAAUAUGGAGAAGUUCUUAGAUAAGUUCAGCAGGCCAAGUAUCAAGUCUAUAUAUUUCUUUUAAAUAUGUUUAUUCAUUCUAAGUUAAAUCUAUGUAUACUUAUUUAUGAUACAUAUGUCUAGAACAGUAGCCUUCUUCCCUUUCCAAUUGCCCAGAUACUCUUGAACAGUUCCUUGGCCGCAUCAGCAGCCUUCUGAAUUUGGUAAUGCCAUUGAGAUCUUCAUUUGAAGAUUCACGCGGUGCUUUUA